Messenger RNA from Capsicum annuum, 2554 nucleotides. Its product is annotated as cytochrome P450 81Q32. Gene Ontology annotation, molecular function: monooxygenase activity; iron ion binding; oxidoreductase activity, acting on paired donors, with incorporation or reduction of molecular oxygen. The transcript is spliced from 3 exons. The record is from RefSeq and is a predicted model, not a curated record. Lineage: Eukaryota; Viridiplantae; Streptophyta; Magnoliopsida; Solanales; Solanaceae. Bases 905 to 2341 code for a protein of 478 amino acids.
AUUCAGAAAAAUAAGAGUUCAGCACACAAAAGGAGAGAGAGCAGAUUUUCGCCCAAAAACAUUUCAGCCACAGCAGUCAUCUUUAAACCGCGAUUCCCACUUCGUUUCUUGUCUGAUUGAGCUGAUUUUUGGAUUGUGGGUUCCUCUCAUCUCGAUCUUUGAUUAGGAACUGACAAAGCUUGAUUUGGUGGUCUGUAGCUCCUGUUUUUCAGUCCCGAACAGUAGCUACGAUUUUGGUGUUUGUAUUCCUUUACUCUCUUGUUUUGUUGUUGUGGUGUAUGUAUUGUUGCGUGUUGUUUGACACUUGUUUGGUGGCCAUUUUGGAGGACAAUAUUGUAAAUCUUUGGUGAUUAUAGUGGAGGUUUUGGUCCCGUAGUUUUUACUUUUCACACUGAAGGAUUUUCCACAUAAAUCUUGUGUCUCGUGUGAUUACCUUUAUUCUUGUCUUCUUUCAUUUGGUUGAUUUGUUUGUUGUAUAUUACUCUAUUUUGUUUGGAUUUGUUUCUCUCCUUUUGGUACAAAUUGAAAGGAAAAGUUUAGUCUUACGUAUUUUUUGCUGCUACCCUGUCGGGCUUUUUGAUUGUGUGCCCGUCUUUCCUAACAAAUUUUUCUGCACUAAAUCAGUAUCUGAAAUAUGCGAAUCCAAUGAACUCUACUAAUCAAGAAUGCUAAAAUACAAACUUCUUUAAUUUUAAAAUUUCACACUUACCAAAUCUUAGUUGUCCGGUAUACUGCACACUAUAUCAGCUGACACUCCUACACCAUGAUAUAUCAUAAUUAAUUGAUUAAAUAAAUAAACAUAUUACUAUCAUCUUAUAACUAGGCACUUGACUUGAGCAAGUACAUGUAUUAGGUCAAUUGUUACCAACAACGCAAUAGAAAUGAGACAAAAACUAAAUAACUAAUGCUCUCUCUGGAACACAAAAAAUCAAUUAUACAAUUUACGAUGGAACACAUUUUCACUCUAUUUCUCUAUGCUCCUUUGCUACUAGCUUUAUACAUUAUAACAAAACAUUUCUUAAGAAAACUCAGAAAUAAUCCACCAGCUCCAUUUCUAACUUUGCCAAUUAUUGGCCAUCUUUAUCUACUCAAAAAACCACUUCAACGUACCUUGGCCAAAAUCUCCAAUUCUCAUGGCUCUGUUCUUCUCCUGGAAUUCGGCUCUCGAAAAGUACUUUUGGUUUCAUCUUCAUCAGCAGCUGAAGAGUGUUUCACGAAGAACGAUAUAGUUUUCGCGAAUCGCCCCCGUUUAAUGUCCGGGAAAAUUCUUGGUUAUAAUUUCACUUCGUUGGUUUGGUGUUCUUACGGAGAUUACUGGAGAAAUCUACGGAGGAUCACUUCGGUUGAGAUGUUUUCCCCUCAUCGUCUGCAAAUGCUUCAUGGAAUUCGCGUGGAUGAAGUGAAAUCUAUGGUUAAGAGGAUCAAUUCCUUUGCCAUGGCUGAGAAAUGUGUGGAUAUGAAGUCCGUGUUCUUCGAGCUGAUGUUGAAUGUCAUGAUGAGGACGAUUGCUGGAAAAAGAUACUACGGAGAGAACGUGGAGGACAUCGAAGAAGCUACGAGAUUCAGGGAAAUGGUGCAGGAGACUUUCAGGAUUGCCAGUGCAACGAAUGUAAGCGACUUUCUGCCAGCGUUGAAGCGGUUGGUGAGGAAAUUGGAGAAGAGUUUAGUUGCGUUGCAACAGAAGAGAGACGAGUUUAUGCAGGGACUGAUCAAAGAUUGCAGAAAGAGCAUGGAGAAACAAGGUACUGUUACUGAUUCUGAGAUUGAAAGAAAGAAAAAGCCAUUGAUUGAAGUGUUGUUAACACUGCAAGAAAAGGAACCUGAAUAUUACAAAGAUGAAACUAUCAGAAGCCUUAUGCUUGUACUAUUAGCAGCAGGGACUGAUACUACAGUUGGGACAAUGGAAUGGGCUUUAUCUCUGAUGUUAAACCAUCCUGAAACACUGAAGAAAGCACAAGCUGAAAUAGACGAACGUAUAGGACACGAACGUCUAGUUGACGAGUCAGACAUCACAAAUCUACCUUAUUUACGUUGCAUUAUAAACGAGACGUUCAGAAUGUACCCUGGAGGACCUCUGUUAGUCCCUCACGAGUCGUCUGAUGAGACCACCGUAGGAGGGUACCGAAUACCUGGAGGCACUAUAUUGCUUGUGAAUUUGUGGGCUAUUCACAAUGACCCUAAGCUUUGGGAUGAACCAAGAAAGUUCAAACCAGAAAGAUUUGAAGGACUAGAACGUGUUAGAGAUGAUGCCUUUUGGUUCUGGAAGGAGGAGUUGUCCUGGAGAAGGAUUGGCUGUUUGAAUAAUUGCUUUGUCAUUGGGAUGUAUUAUUCAGUGCUUUGAUUGGCAAAGAAAUGGCAAAGAAUUGAUUGAUAUGACUGAAGGAACUGGAUUCAACUUGCCUAAAGCUCACCCUUUGGUGGCAAAGUGUAAGCCGCGACCUGUAAUGGCUAAUCUUCUCUCCCAUAUUUGAACACAAUUCUCUCGAACCACAUGACCAAGCUAGAAUAUUUUUCAUAUUGGUCAUCUAUGUUAAUGUAUUUCAUCCCUUAUUAA